Aegilops tauschii subsp. strangulata is the source of this 1491-nucleotide messenger RNA. Lineage: Eukaryota; Viridiplantae; Streptophyta; Magnoliopsida; Poales; Poaceae. The record is from RefSeq and is a predicted model, not a curated record.
AUGGGGCACGGCCACUUUUUCCAGAGGCUUUUUCAGCUCGACGUGUACCGCGACGGCAGGGCCGAGAGGUCCGGCAAGGCCGUGAGGGCCGGCAAGGUCGUCAAGGGGCCCCUGUUUGGGUUGCCGGCGGGGGUGCAGGAGUUCUUCGACAAGUUGUCGGAGAAGUACGUCCAUGCCGAGCCAUUGCUCAUGCAGGACACCACCCAAGCAGAGCUGGACUACAUCGCCGCCAGGGCGGCGGCGGCGGAGGUCGCCAAGGAGGCUAGCAGCGCCGGCUACGUGGAGGAUGAGGCCGUGGCUACCGCGGAGGAGAAGGAGCUUGUCGGGUGGGCGGAGUCUGCUGGGGAGGCCAACAGCGCCGACACUGGGGCCCCUCUCAUUGAAGAUGUGGUCGAUGAGUCAACCGAGGAAGAGGCCGAGGCUGACGACCCUCAGGCCUUGGAAAAAAGGCGUGUCCUGCGGCGGGCCACCUCUGGAGGAGGACGGUGGCAAGAGGAGCCACUGAGGGCCACCCUCAACACGCCAUCCCCAUCAACCACGCCGCCCCGAGGGGCGUCCCGGGCAAGGGUGCCGAGCCCCGAGCCCAUGCGCACGGAGGAGGAGGAGAACCCGGGCGCCGGCGGCUCCGUCCCGGCACCGAAUGUUGGUGGGGAAGGGGCCACUUCUUCCAAGCCUGGCAUGCGCGCUUCCUCGGCGGACCAGGAGAACAUCGAUACUGUCACCGAGGAGGUCACCAGGGAUGCUGAGGCCGAGGUCAACAAGAUCGCCGCCGAGGAGCCCGCCAGGACCGCCGAUGGGGCCGCCGCCAAGGGGCCUGCCGGGGAGGCCGGCAAGGCCACUGCCGAGGAGGCCAGCAAGGGUGCUGCCGAGGAGGGGGCAGUCGUCGACCAACCUUCCUCCUCUAUCGUCUCCGGCUCGGGCAAGGGCGACGAGCACCAGGGCGCCCACCGAGAGGAGGUGUUUGAUGAUGAGGUGCUCGCCGCCACUGGGCUUGAGGUUGUCGAUGAACCGACCGCUAGUGGCGGCGGUUCCCAGGAGGAGGAGCUCCUUCGGGGCAUGAGCGCCAACUUCCUGAAGCUCCAGGCACUCCACCGUGCCCGUCUGGACAAGGCAAAGUCCAGGAUUGCGGCGGUGGACAAGGCGGAGGCGGACCUCACGGGGCGUGUCGCUGAGACGCAGGCUUGGUUUCGCCAAGCCCAUGAGGAGCUGAAGGUUGCCCAGGACCUGCUGGCCGAUCGCAAGCUGGAGCUUGUCAUGAAGCAGGCUGACAUCAAGAAGGCCCAGGAGCUGGCGAAGCAGCAUGCCGCCAAAGACAAGGCCGCUCGGCACCAGCACCAGGCCGAGCUAAACUCCCAGGAGGAGGACCUUGCCGCUCGUGGCAGCACCAUCAUCUGCACCUGCAUCUCCUUCCCGGCAAGGCGAUUUGCCGGGGAGUUAGAUGCAGAGGUGGGGAUGGUGCUUCCCGGCUUCCUCCAGCAGCCUGCCAGCUAG